GAAUAGAAAAAAAUGGAGCAAAGUUAAACAGACUAUUUUCAAGAAGACAAAUUCAAACGCACCAUAUUGUGGCAUGAGAUACUUUUUUUGAUAUUCCCGUGUAAUGAUGGAAUUUAGUUUUUUAUACAUUUGUGGCGAUAUGGAGUAAAAGUCCGCCAUAGUCACCCACCACGCCCGGAGUUCAACAUUUGGAGGUUUACCUCUUCGACCCGAAAGUAGCCAAAGUGUUUUCAAGGGAGUCAUGACUUUGAACUCCAUAGGGGCCUGUUGCCUCAGCGAAGAGGGAAAGGAGGCUCGGCGGAUCAACGACGAGAUCGAAAGGCAGCUUCGCCGGGACAAGAAAGACUCGAACCGCGAGUUCAAGCUGUUGCUUCUCGGGACUGGUGAGAGUGGGAAGAGCACCUUCAUCAAGCAGAUGAGGAUCAUCCAUGGGACGGGCUACUCCGAGGACGACAAGCGAGGCUUCACCAAGCUGGUGUACCAGAACAUCUUCACUGCCAUGCAGACCAUGAUCCAUGCUAUGGAGACCCUGCAGAUCCUCUACAAGUGUGAAGGCAACCAGGGCCAUGCAAAUAUUGUCAUUGAAGUGGACGUGGAGAAGAUCACGUUUACAAAUCCGUACAUUGACGCCAUUAAGAGUCUAUGGAAUGACCCAGGGAUCCAGGAAUGCUAUGAUCGGAAGAGGGAAUACCAGCUCUCAGACUCUGCCAAAUACUACCUGAAUUCACUGGACCGUAUAGCUGAGUCAUCUUAUGUGCCGACCCAGCAGGAUGUGCUCAGGGUCCGGGUCCCCACCACAGGCAUCAUCGAGUACCCCUUUGAUCUCCAGAGUGUGGUCUUCAGGAUGGUGGAUGUGGGUGGUCAGAGGUCCGAGAGGCGGAAAUGGAUCCACUGCUUUGAGAAUGUCACCUCCAUCAUGUUCCUGGUGGCUCUCAGUGAAUACGACCAGGUCCUGGUAGAGUCUGACAACGAGAAUCGAAUGGAGGAAAGCAAAGCAUUGUUCAGGACAAUAAUAACCUACCCAUGGUUUAAAGAUUCCUCAAUCAUACUAUUCUUAAAUAAGAUUGACUUAUUGCAGGAGAAAAUCUUGUUCUCACAUCUGGUGGAUUACUUCCCUGAAUAUGAUGGACCCCAGCGGGACCCACAGGCAGGAAGAGAAUUCAUCUUAAAGAUGUUUGUGGACCUGAAUCCAGAUAGCGAUAAAAUCAUCUAUUCCCACUUCACCUGUGCCACCGACACGGAGAACAUUCGAUUUGUCUUUGCCGCUGUCAAGGACUUCAUCCUGCAGCUGAAUCUCAAGGAGUACAACCUGGUUUAAAGACUCCAGCCGACAGCAGUUACAGACUUUUAAUGCAAUCUGCUCCAACAGCUGCAGCCAGAGACCAGGGCCCGGAGCCAUAGUACAAACUUCUUCAGUAUGACUGGUUGUCUUCCACUACGCUGAAACCCUACUACCCACAAUGGGAGUUGAAGACUGCAUCUACAGAGCAUUUCCAUAAAUGGCUGGAUUAUUUCCAAUGGAUCAACUGCUCACCCCUGCAUUUAGUUUUAAACGGGCAUCUUUGAUUUUGUUCACGAGGUGUGUCAUGAUGAUGAAUAAUACGGUGCCUUUUUGAGGAAAGAUGAUUCUGGUGUACAUUGAGAGUUAUUAGGAACUCUUUGUAAACCAUUCAAAACACAUUUAUAAACAGUGUAAACACACUUCAGAUGAGAGUUAAAGUGCUUUGAUGUGCCACCUGUCUCUCUGAGGACUGUUGACCCAUGGCUCUCUUGUCAGAGAAUGUCUGGUUGACAUUUAGAUAACUGCUAUGCAGCUCUUCACCUAAUAUCCUCCAGCGGGUCACAGUCGCAGUCUAUACAUUGUUUACGUAUUUAAAUGAGUAGUCAUUCUCUGGGUCAGAGGAUAGAAUAAACAAUCAUAAUCAUCACCUAGGACGUGUAACCUAGCAUACAGGUAUUAUUUGCACAAUUGACACAUUUUGUUGUUUUUCUAUUGGUGUAUACAUUGUAAGUGGGGCUUAUGUGUUGCCAAAAUAGUAUUACCUCUAUUGACUGAAUAGCCUGUACUGAAGUGUGAAAUCUGAAGCUGUACCACCACAUUUUUAGCUGAAAUGCUGCAGUUGUAAUACUGUACACGUCAACUACCAGUGUUAUAACAUAACUAUAUUUGCCCCCGCUAAACAGAGCAUCAUGAUACUGUUCCUCAUCCAAUAAGGGAAUGUUAUCCACUUAGACAAGGUCUAUCGUUGAUCCGUAACAUUGCUUUUUGUCGGUCCUUUGUAUUCUCAGUGGAGAUGUACUGUAUUGCUUUGGCACAGUUUCAGUUCAGGGACAACUUUGAUUAGCAUUAUUGAGUCACUCUCUGGUUUCAAGAUCCUUUGUGAAAAGGGCUGAAAAUGAUUCCCCAUAUUGUGUGUGUCUUUCUCGCGCUCUCUCUCUCUCUCGAUAUAUAUAUAUAUAUAUUGCACUUUGUAAAUACAAACUGGUACAGUGACUUCCUGUGUGUUCUCUUGUUUCAAGGUCCCGUAAAAUGAAAAGUGUCGUAAUUCUUACCUGCUGAAUGAGAACGUUGGGUCCAAUGACCUGCUUUGAACACAUGCGUUCAUUUCUUGAAUCAUAUAUGUAAUAUGAGAGUACAAAUAAAUACUAAUCAGAAGGUUCUCUGCACUGUUUAAUUUGUGUCAAUCAAUCUGUCGUUACGUGCCAUUUUUAAAGUCUGUUGAAAAUAAAGCAUAUAUAUUUUGCUUUCUUGUCAAAUUAUUUUUGGAGCAAUGUACAUGUUUUGAAAUUGUGAUGGAAUAAAUCAUUCCAAUUUACGCAA
Oncorhynchus nerka (sockeye salmon) is the source of this 2821-nucleotide messenger RNA. RefSeq names its product guanine nucleotide-binding protein G(q) subunit alpha-like. Gene Ontology annotation, biological process: phospholipase C-activating dopamine receptor signaling pathway; action potential; adenylate cyclase-modulating G protein-coupled receptor signaling pathway. The record is from RefSeq and is a predicted model, not a curated record. The coding region runs from base 242 to 1318 and encodes 358 amino acids. The transcript has 8 exons. Gene Ontology annotation, molecular function: G protein-coupled receptor binding; guanyl nucleotide binding; G-protein beta/gamma-subunit complex binding. Lineage: Eukaryota; Metazoa; Chordata; Actinopteri; Salmoniformes; Salmonidae. Gene Ontology annotation, cellular component: heterotrimeric G-protein complex.